CAAUAAAAUAAAAUAAAUCAAUGAAGACUCCAUCCUGCUUCAUAAUCUAUAGUUUUAUACUUUUUCUCAUCACAGGAGUGUUAGGUGAACAUCAUAGCAACAAUGUCAAGCCAAUUGCUUUGAAAUCAAAACCUUUGACAGGAAAGUUUUUACAUAUCACAGAUAUUCAUUUGGAUCCUAAUUAUUUGGUUGGUUCAGAUCCUAAAAAACUAUGUCAUCGAAAAAGUAAAAAGGCUCAUAAGAAUACUGCUGGAAAAUUUGGUGCUUUGAAUACAGAAUGUGAUAGUCCUUUGUCAUUGGUGAAUGCAUCUUUUCAAUUCAUGAAAAAUUCAUUACAAGACAUUGAUUUUAUUCUUUAUACUGGUGAUACUGCACGUCAUGAUCGGGAUAAAAAAUUACCACGUACAGGAGCAGAUGUACUGGAAGAUCACAAGGCCGUCAUUCACUUAUUUAUAAAAACAUUCGAUGUCAAUUCUAUCAAAUUGAUUCCUACUAUCGGCAACAAUGACGGUAUUCAACAUAAUGAUUUUACCUUCAACACAAGUAUUUACAAUUCAUUACAGUCAAUAUGGGAACCUUUGGGGUUGAAUCUGAGUGAAACAUUUCAUUCUGGUGGUUAUUUUAUCCAAGACCAAGUCGUACCAGGUUUACGAGUGAUCAAUACCAAUUCAAUGUUCUUUUUCAAAAAGAAUCAUAUUGUUACAGAUUGUAAUGAAGCCUCUAGUCCAGGUGCUAUUGAAUUGAUAUGGCUCAAACAAGCUCUUGAACAAGCAAAGGAUGAUAAUGUCAUGGUUUACGUAAUGGGUCAUGUUCCUCCCAAUGAUGAUGAUGAUUCUCCUUUAUUUAUGCCUACUUGUCUUGAUCAAUAUUAUCAAAUCCUUGGUGAAUAUGGUGAUAUUAUUCUUGGUCAUUUCACCGGCCAUACAAAUAAUGAUGUGCUGACAGCUGUUGUACCUAAAGGAAAUUCUUUUGGUCAUGUUACUGCUAUGGCAAAUAAUAAUGAAUUGAGUCAAAUUAGAGCCAAUCAUGUCUCCACUGUCUUAUUCAACGCUCCUUCUAUCAUCCCUGUCAAUAAUCCUGCCAUCCGUGUCUAUCGCUAUGAAACAAGCAAGACUAAAGAAAAUCCAGUAGGUACUAUUCUGGAUUGGACACAAUACUACGUUGAUUUGGACAAAGCAAAUUAUGAAGACAGUGUGCAAUAUGAAAUAGAAUAUCAAGCAUCCAAAUUAUAUGGUGUCAAUCGAUUUGAUGGUCAAGGUAUAUCCCAAGCAUUCAAACAACUUCGAGUGAACAAAAACUCUAGAAGAUUAUAUAGUCAAUAUGUUACUGUUAGUAGUCAAUCUGACUCUGUUUGAUCAAUAAAAAAAAAAGCUGUGUUCCUGUUUCCUUGUUAGGUACAGGCUUGAUUCUCCGCAUUUUUUUUUUUUAA
Halteromyces radiatus is the source of this 1429-nucleotide messenger RNA. RefSeq names its product Metallo-dependent phosphatase-like protein. NCBI's taxonomy places the organism in Eukaryota, Fungi, Mucoromycota, Mucoromycetes, Mucorales, Cunninghamellaceae. Bases 21 to 1355 code for a protein of 444 amino acids. The transcript is spliced from 6 exons. The record is from RefSeq and is a predicted model, not a curated record. Gene Ontology annotation, biological process: polyphosphate catabolic process. Gene Ontology annotation, molecular function: exopolyphosphatase activity; endopolyphosphatase activity. Gene Ontology annotation, cellular component: fungal-type vacuole.